AUGGCUUUCUUCAACUAUACUAUUAUCCUCUCUAUUGCCAUUUUCUUCACCAUCUCCUCUGCAACUCAAUUUACCAUAGAUACUGAUAAACAAGCUUUACUUGCACUCAAAUCCAAUUUCCUAAGCAUUAAUUCAUAUACAACCCCACUCUCCAAUUGGCUCAAUGAUCAUUCUUCCCCUUGCAACUGGACUGGCGUCACUUGCAGCCAACAGAGAGUCGUCGAACUCGAUCUCUCCGGCAUGGGUCUCGGGGGUCUCAUUAGCCCCCACAUCGGAAAUCUCUCAUUCUUAACGUCCCUACUUCUUCAAAACAAUCAGCUCUCCGGACCAAUUCCAGACCAAAUCGGAAAACUUUUCCGUCUGAACAAUCUAAAUGUAAGCUUCAACCUUAUCAAUGGAGAAAUCCCGACAAACCUCAGCCGUUGUUCGGACCUUGUCAAUUUAGACCUCAUGCAAAAUCAAAUCUCCGGCAACAUACCCGACGACCUUAGCCGCCUCUCAAAGCUCGAGCGACUAAAUCUGGCACGUAACCGUUUCUUUGGACAGAUUCCUUUAUCGAUCACCAACAUAUCGUCGUUGACUUAUCUGAAUCUGGGUACGAACAGUCUAAUUGGAGGUAUACCGUCGGAGCUGGGAAACCUUCGGAAUCUCCGAAUACUUGAUCUUUCUAUAAACAACCUUAGUGGAAAUGUUCCUCAAUCUGUUUACAAUAUGUCAUCAAUGGUUUAUCUAGUCUUGGCCGAUAAUGACCUUACAGGUGAUCUUCCCACUAAUAUUGGCUUCUCACUUCCAAAUCUUUUAGGGUUUAACUUCUGCUUCAAUAAGUUCACUGGUUCUAUCCCGUCUUCCUUACACAAUCUUACCCGCAUUAGAAGUAUUCGCAUGUCAUGGAUGUUCUUAGAAGGGUCUGUGCCGCCAGGCCUCGAGAAUCUUCAAGACUUGGAAAUGUAUAAUAUUGGUUACAAUAGGAUUGUUAGCAAUGGAGAUGAUGGGUUAAGUUUCCUUACUUCUCUAACCAAUGCAACUCGUCUAUCGUAUCUUGCCAUUGAUGGGAAUCUUCUAGAAGGGAGAAUACCAGAAUCGAUUGGAAGUCUUUCAAAGGACUUGACGAAAUUGUACAUGGGAGGGAAUCGAAUCUACGGCCGAAUUCCGGCGUCUAUUGGGAAAUUGCGUGGCUUAAAGUUAUUGAACUUAAGUCAUAACUUGAUCUCCGGUGAAAUUCCACCGGAGAUAGGAAUGUUAACUUAUUUGCAGGAGUUGGAAUUGUCGGGUAACAGAUUAUCUGGAAAUAUACCGGUCUCAAUUGGAAAUCUUGAGAAGUUGAACAAGGUUUCCAUUUCAGGGAAUAAACUGGUGGGAAGCUUUCCAUUUCAGGGAAUAAACUGGUGGGAAGCAUACCGACAGAAUUCGAGAAAUUUAAGAAUUUGA
Impatiens glandulifera is the source of this 1428-nucleotide messenger RNA. Its product is annotated as LRR receptor-like serine/threonine-protein kinase EFR. Bases 1 to 1428 code for a protein of 475 amino acids. Gene Ontology annotation, molecular function: protein binding. The transcript has a single exon. NCBI's taxonomy places the organism in Eukaryota, Viridiplantae, Streptophyta, Magnoliopsida, Ericales, Balsaminaceae. The record is from RefSeq and is a predicted model, not a curated record.